AUGUAUGAUACUGAUGAUGAACGUGCAAAUAAUGCAAUUAAAACUGAACAUGAUAAUAAUUAUCAGAAUCGUAAUGAUAUCACAAAUAAUUUAGACAAUGAUUUAUCAAAGCAUGGCUCAACUGUUCGAUUUUCAAAUUAUGAUGACAAUAUAUUAUUACCAAAACCAGAUUAUGACAAUUGUUCUACAUAUGUACCCGUAAAUACAGAUACUACACAAUUUGAUAAACUAUUUGAACGAAGUAAAACAGCGGUAGAUAAUGAAUUUUUAUCAUAUUCACCACCCCAUCCACGAUGUUAUAGUUCAACAUCACCACCAAAAACAGCUUUUAAAAUUCAACAACACUAUUAUCCGUCACAUCCUCAUCUUUCACAACAACAGUGUAUACAUUCACAUAUCAUCGUACCGACCAUACAUGCGAAUCGUCGAUAUUACUGUAACUACUGCCAUCAAUAUUAUUAUGAGAACAAUGAUGCUGAAGAUGAAAAAAUAGAAAAAGCAGAAGAAAUAGAUGAAGACGAAGAAAACAAACAGAAGAAAAAUAAGUUAUUCUAUUCAACUGGUAUUUAUAAUAUGCCGAGUACUAUGCAGAGUAAUAACACAUCAUUUUUUUCGCCAUUUACUGACUCUAAUACGACGUCGCAACAAAAUUACAAUACUCACAGACAAUCAAUUGGAUUAAAAGCUCUCUCACAUCACAUUCCUACAGAUGUGAUCGCACAAUCAUCAUCUCCACCUACACAACAAACAUUUUCAUCUACAGCUGUUGCCACUGUGGAAUCAGCACGUACAAGACGUAAAAAAUAUUCACUAACGCAUACAACACUUUUACAAUCGAAUAAUCAAAACGAAACACCAUUGGUUCGAAGUUGUUCAUAUAAACGGCCGCAAUCAAUUAAAAAGUAUCGACAAAAACGAUCAAAUGAACAGCAAACAUCUUCACCAAGACAACUACUGCAUUCACAAUUAGAGAAAAAAAAUAGUGUUGGAAAUAGUACGGCGAAUAAAAAUAGAAAACUGAGUACGGUAACAACUCAUAAUAAUUAUUCGUUACAAAAGACGAGAAAAUCGAUAAGUGCUGGUACAACCCGAAUAUCAGCCAUUGAUCUAAUGGCAACAGAUGAUCCAGCUGAUCAAUGGUCUAGUCCUAAAUCACCAAGAUCGAGUCGUGUAGGUUCAUUACCGCUCGAUCAACUUCAGUUACCAGAUGAAGAGAUAUAUCGAAUAAGACAAUUUAAUACAACAUCAAAAGGAUUCGUUAAUCGUGGUGAUUCAUUUAAACGUUCAUUUAAACGUAGUGGUUCAAUAAGUCGUCGUGGCUCAUUUCGUCAAACGAACGAUGAUGCUGCAACAGUGGUCAAUGGUUUUGAAAAUGGUCAUCAUUCAACGUCACAAGAACGUUUAUCGGUUAGUCAAACAAAUAUGAUGACAGUCAGUGGUUCAUCGGUACAUGGUUUAACAAAUAACACAAUGUUAGGUGACAACUAUAUAAACGAAAGUACACAUUCAUUAAAUAAUACGAAUACAAAUAAUAUGAAUAUAAUUAAUUCGGCAGCAAACGAUCUUUUACCACUUGUAUAUGUCACAAAUGAAGAUCAAACACCCGUUGUGGAAACAAUUGAAAAUGAAGAUGGACAAGUACAAGAAAUUCCAAUUUAUCAAGUCUAUUUAAUGGGAUUAUCGGGUACGGGAAAAUGCAGUCUUAUUAGACAAUUCAAGACAACAGAAUAUAGAGGAAUAUAUGAAUAUUCAAGUUCCGUAGAGGAUGAUCCCGAUAAUACAGUGUCGAUUAUGCUCGAUGGUGAAGAAUCAAGAAUGCAUAUUAUGAACAUAGAUGUUGAUCUUGUUAAAUGUAGCGAUGAAGGCGAUGCCUAUGUUAUUGUUUAUUCGAUUACAGAUCGUCAAAGUUUUCAGAUUGCAUCAAAUUUGGCUAAAAAUAUACGUGAGAGAGACAAAGAUACAGACAAACAUAUACCGAUCAUACUUGUAGGAAAUAAAAGUGAUUUAGUUCGAAAAAGAGUCGUAUCAAAAGAAGCUGCACGUCAAACGGCGUUUAAAUACGACUGUAAACUUGUUGAAACAUCAGCAGCUAUCAAUGAUAAAGUCGAUGAUCUAUUAGCUGGUACAUUGAAACAAAUUCGUAUUAACGAAUAUAAUCAUGAACGACGUAAAACGAUAACAAAUGAAUCUGAAAUUAAACAAAAACCAUCGAAAAAUGUUUUUAUUAAAUUUUUAAAUGUAUUUCGAAAAAAGCCACGUAUACCGGCUGAUGUCGAAAAUUUAUAUACAGGUUUAAGACAGUCAUAUUCAUAA
Messenger RNA from Didymodactylos carnosus, 2313 nucleotides. The record is from the annotation of a GenBank genome assembly. Lineage: Eukaryota; Metazoa; Rotifera; Eurotatoria; Philodinida; Philodinidae.